GCAUGAAUAGUGUAUAUUUUCUCUAAUAUUUUUUAUAAUUUAGGUUCGCCGUCUUCGUCCGCCUCAUGCUCGUCAUCCACCUCCGCUUCACAGCAAUUGCUGCUGCCCAUAGUUAGUAUCUUUCUUCUACUUUUAAUGCCCUGUAUGUUGCUUCUUUCUCUUAUUAGUCAUGGUCAAAAAGAAAACCAACACCCCGUUCAUUGGACUGAACCAAGCCAGCCGUAAGUAGACUAUCUUUUCCGCUCCUUUGCAUUUUACAAACUUUCUACACGAUGAAAAGAAAGUUGUAGUAAAGCUGAAAUUAUACACAAUUUAUUUUUUGUUUUUUUAUAUAUCGUUGGAUAUACUUUUACGAGCUGAUUAAGAAUAAGUGUUUGAAUUUUUUUGGGAUGACUUACGGAAAAAGUUUUAAGUUUAUUCUGAAAAAAAGCUAAAUUUUCAUUUUUAUGAGAGUCAUCAAAGAUCCCCGACCUCUAAUAAUAACUUUCUCCAUUAGAACCGCUAGGGGUUGCGCUUUAAAAGUAUAGCUCGAGGUUUUCGUGAUUUUGCCUCAUUGCUGGAAAAAAAACACUUUUUCUAAAUCAUUCUGUCUAAAAGUUAAAUUAUGUUGAAGAAUUAUGAUGAAACUAUAUUUGAAUAGCAUCAGAAAUGAGUUUUCUAGACUCAGUUUUUAAUGCCGAAACCGGAAAAAUAGUUUUCGAAUUUAAAAUAAAUGCUAACAAUGAAAAUUUAGCUUUUUUUCAGAUCCAACAUAAAAUGUUUCCAUAAAAGUCAUUCCCAAAAAAUAAAACACUUAUUCUUAAUCAGUUCUUCAAACUGUAUUCACCGAUGUAUAAAAAAAUGAAAAAUAAAUUUCGCAAAAAAUUUUGCAAAAAAUUUCAACUUUACCACAGCUUUCUUUUCAUCGUGUAGGGAAUUUGUAUUGUUUGCGAACACAUUUUUUUCUAUAUAAAUACUUGUACUCUUCUAGCUUGUUAUUCUUUAAUUUUCCAUCUAUUUAGAAAUUGUCAGCAGCUCGUAUCUUCUUGUGGUGGUCCAGUUUGUGGGCAACAAAGUGGUCAACAACAGCCCCUGUCUUAUGUUUUUGGCACAAAUUAUGGACAAAAUCAGCAAACUCCCUCGUAUUGUGGUGGUCCAAUUUUCGGGUACCAAAGUGGUCAACAGCAACAGACCCCCUCGUAUUGUGGUGGUCUAAAUUAUGGACAACAAAGUGGUCAACAACAGCUGCUCUCCACCAUUAAUGUUUCGGCCCAAUCAAAUGGGCAACCGCAACCGGUGCCUGAUCUAUCUCCUCCUCCUCCAUCGUUUCAACAGCAACAACAGGAUGUUACUGACCAACCCACACAACAACAACAAUUAUUAACAACUCUCCCUCCUGAUGGCCAUUAA
Messenger RNA from Didymodactylos carnosus, 1389 nucleotides. The record is from the annotation of a GenBank genome assembly. Lineage: Eukaryota; Metazoa; Rotifera; Eurotatoria; Philodinida; Philodinidae.